GCGUCAGGCAGGCGGAGACAGAGACGCCUGCCGGGGGCCCGCAAUCCCUCGGGGCUGGUGCGUGCAUCCAGACGCAGCUCCGGAGGAGUGAGAAGGCUGCCCCCAGAGACCUUUGGCUCUGGGGACCUCCAGAACCUAGGGGUCACCCGUGGGACCAAGGUGGCCCGGAAAAGCCUGGAAGUGCAACUGGGGGCCCUGCCUGAACGGCAGAUGACGCUGGAUCGGUGGGCUGAGGCCAGCUGUAUGAGGCUGAGCAAGACUAAGGGCCAGGGACCUGCACUUGUGCUUGUGCUGAAGAGCUCCCAGCCCUGCUUGUAUGGCACAGGUCGCCCCUCCGGCCUCAUGUCUCCCACAAGCCACGCAGGAGUGUUUGGGAGCCGUAGGUUUCCCAAAGGCAUGAGCUCACGCUCAGGAGGACUUGGGAGGGGUGGGUGAGGCAUGUCAUGGCCACAGAUGUGCCCAAGUGCUUGAGCUGCUGCCCAGGCUGAGAGAGGGGGUUGCCAGGCAGGCUCAGGCGCAGUCAGCCGCCUGAGAGGGAAGUCGGUGCCUGGUAUCACACGCUGGCGCGGGUGGACAGACAGACCUGUCUUGGGGCCCAGACAGGGCAAGGUGACAGGCAGUCUCCCGAGCAGACAGAGGGUAAGCAUGCGCAGGGUGAGAGGCGCUGGACCCUUGUCUCUGUUCAGGGUAAACGGAGAAGCCUCAGGCAAGCCCUGAGGUCCCCCGAGCGAAUAGAUUUCAGGCUCUGGUGUGGGAGAAGGAAGAAGCUCGGGAUAGCAGCUUGGAACUGGAAAGGGAUGAUGGCACUAAGAAAGUCCACCCGAGGACCCGAAUCACAACCGGUGCCGCUCAUCAAAGGUGAAGGGUCUUAGUAAUUGGAGACUCCUUGCUGAGGAGCACAGAGGCACCCAUCUGCCGCCAGACAACCACACUAGAGAGGUCUGCUGCCCGCAUUAGGGGCAUCGGGAAGACAGUGUCUGCAACAAGAACACCAGUCAACCGCUGUCCUCUCCUGGUCUUUCAAGCCAGGUCUCACGAGGCUGCAGCCAGGAGAUGCAAGAGCAUCCACAAAGGACUUUGUGUCCCUUGGGAAGGUGUUGAAGGGGUCGGCAGUGCAGGCGGUGUUCUCCUCAGUCCCCCUGGCUGGAGACUGGCAUUCGGCACAAAGAGGAGAGCUGACCACUUGAAUGCCUGGUUGCACGAGCGGCGUCAUGCCCAAGGCUAUGGCUUCUAUGCGGGAGAGUUGGACGAGAUGGCCUUCAGAGGUCCCUUCCAACUCGCAAGGAUUCUGCGAUUCCAUGAACAUUUCCACACGGAUCACGGUCUUGCUAAACAGCCUUGCCUGAGCCAGUGAGAAAGAUGUGCCUUACCAAGUAAGUCCCAUUCCGCCCUUGCAAUGGGGUAGCUGUUCAGACUCAAGGUUUCCCGUCGGCAGUGCCCAGGUGUCAGUAGCGGAGCCGGUCUUGUUUCCUAUCUUUAUUGGUGAGCGGGAUGAUGAGAUCGAGCGCACCCUCAGUAAGUUUUCAGAUGACGCUGGAUCGGUGGGCUGAGGCCAGCUGUAUGAGGCUGAGCAAGACGGAGGGCCAGGGACCUGCACUUGAGUCCCAACAACCCCACGCAGCGCUACAAGCUCGGGGCAGAGUGGACGGUGUACGUGGUGGGAAAAGAUCUGGGGGCGUUAGUCAACAGCCAGCAGCGUGCCCAGACAGCCAAGAAAGCCAACGGCAUCCUGGCUUGUAUCCUGGCAGUAACAGAGUCGCCAGCAGGACCAGGGCUGUGAUUGUUCCUCUGUACGUGGCAACAGAGAGGCCGCACCUGGAGUAGCAUGUUCAGUUUUGGGCCCUUCUCUGCAAGGAAGGAAGACACUGAGGUGCAGGAGCGUGUCCAGAGAAGGGCAGUGAAGCUGGUGAAGGCUGUGGAGCACAAGUCUUCUGGGAAGCGGCUGAGGGAACUGGGCUGUUCAGUCUGGAGGAGGCUCAGGGGAGACCGUAUUGCUUUUCUACAACCACCUGAAGGGAGGUUGUAGCAAGGAGGGGGUUGGCCUCUCCUCCCAGGUGACAGCAACAGGACAAGAAGGAACGGCCUUAAGUUGCACCGAAGGGAGGUGCAGGUUGGGUCUGGGGGAUUUUUUUCUUGGAAAGAAUGGCCAAGCACUGGAACAGUCUGGGCUGGGCGGGGAAGUGGUGGAGUCGCCGUCUCUGGAGGUGUUCAAGAAAUGUGUAGACGUGUCACUUGGGGACACUGGGUGGUGAUGGGGUGACAGCUGGACGGUUGGAUGCAGGGCGACAGAAGAUAUGCAGGCGGAAUCCUUGGGAAACGUAGAGAUCAAAUGGAAGAGAUGAGGUUCUUGGGAAGACAAAUCAGUGGGCUGUGGACCUCAACUGCCUCCGCCUCAGAGCGGCCCUGGUAACAUGACGGCAGCCAGCAAGAUGGCGGCCAGGCGUGUGCAGGCAUGGGGUGGGCAGGAGGAGGCAGAGUGCCCGUGCUCAGGCUCCGCCCCACAGCGUGUCACGGUUCCGAGGGCGGGAGGGCAGCAUUGUGAUGUCAGCAUGCUCACGCUGUGAGUUCAGAGGGGUGGUCCCACCUCUGCCAUUGCGGUGGUGACCGGCGUUUAGCGAUGGCUGAGAGCAGCUCUCUCUUUGUCCCUGUAACUCUUGUCCCUCUCCAUGGCCUCAAGGUCCUGGUGGCCGGAGUCUCCCUGCUCACCGUGAUCCGACACCUACGGGCCGGCAGACGACGCUUGCGGUGGAGGAGAUGGUGGCAGCAAGCAGUGGCACCGGAGCCAGGUGCCGAGAGACAGGCGGCCGGGCACUGGAGCCCCUGCAGUGAGGCCGACGAGGAGCUCCAGCAGCUGCUGCUGUCGGGGCUGCCUGGGCACAGGCCUGUGCUGGGCCCUGACUUCAUGCAGGCGGCCUGGAGGAGCCUGGAGGAGCUGGUGGAGCGGAACAGCCUGUCAUGCCACUGCUGCAGCUCCCCUGAGGUCCAGAGCUGUCCCGGAAACGGCAAAGUUGACGCCUCGAACGUGCCCCGCAGAUCUGCGUGGAGAGCUGAAACCCACAAAGCCCUCAAAAUGCACGUGGCCCGGAAAAGCCUGGAAGUGCAACUGGGGGCCCUGCCCGAACGGCUCUUGCUCUCCCAGCAGCAGGCAAGGGGAAGACAAUGCCGCCGCAUCCUGCCCAAGCUCAUCAAGCCAGGGCAGACCCAGCCUCUGCUGCGGCAACGCCUGUCCCCCUUCCUGCAGGCCAAGGGCGACUGCAUUGCAGGCAACAUUCUCCACAAGCAAGAGCUAAGAGAGUGGAAUGAACCCAACCCUACAGAGAAGUCCGUGAACCUGCUGGUGCCGUGCCCCCCCCCUCUUCUGCUUCCCCGGAACGUGGGUCUAACCGGGAAGGUCGUCCAGAGGAAAGCUCAUUUCCAGGGCCAGGCUGAGGCACAGGGGCAUCCCACAAAGAGGCAGCAGUGCCGCCCCAAGGAGUCGGCAAAGAUUCCUUUGCCUCCGAGCCACGCAGCAGCCAAGGAGCAAGAGCGUCCCACGGCUAGCGCAGCGCCUCCUGGCCCGGCCAGCACAUCGCUGCUAAAGGACGCCAGCUGUCAAACGGACUCUGCAGGCCCGCGUGUGGGUGACAUCAAAGCCAGGAGCCAGCGCCGCAGCGCAGCGCUUGCUAUCAUCUCCAAGCUGCAGCUCAGUCAGGCGGCUUUUGGGAAGCUCUCCAUGCACACGGCCAGAAAAUGCCUGGAGGUAAAGCUUCAACGCUUCCCUGCGGUGGUGCGGAGGUCCAUGCAGCAGCAGCGUGGGGCGCCCCUUGCCUGCCCAGCUGGCACCAGAGCACCGAGAUCCCAGACGGUUCGUAGAUACUUCCACAGCCGUCAGGCUCUGUUCCUGAAUGAGGAGCAGCGCGAGUGCCUGGAGCUGCACAUCCGCUCCAUGAAGCUGGAGCGCCUUGGGAACCGCCUCAUCUCAGGCAGUCCAUUGAAGCCAGCAGUGUCCCAGGAGGAAGAAUCUGCCAGCACGUAUGUGACCGCACCAUCCGAGGCAUCUUGGGCUGAGGCAAGCCCCAAAGGCCACAAGCGGCAGCCCCGGAAGGGGAAGAAGUGCCCUAGCAGAGGCAAGAGCACGCGGAGUGCCAAAGUGGCAGGCAGCAGCUUUCCAUCUGCCAGGGUAACAUUCUGUGGGGUGCAAGAGACCACCACCAGCUACCGCACCUCACUGUUAUACAGAGACCCUGACAGUGGACAGUUGUACCCACUGACCGUGGCCGCACCAACUAACAAGAAGGUUUUGAGGAAGAUACGCGUGAUACCCCAAACACCGCGGAUCUCUCCCUCUAAGCCCAUCCAUGUGUUCAUCAGGGAGAGGAAAGGCCAGGCUCGGUAGCGCCGUCUGUCCAAAACAAUCUUUUUUUUUUUCUUUUUUUUUUCUUUUUCCUAAAUAAAUAAGUGUAUCUA
Molecule: messenger RNA, 4446 nt
Organism: Gallus gallus (chicken)
Lineage: Eukaryota; Metazoa; Chordata; Aves; Galliformes; Phasianidae
Exons: 3
Coding region: 2618-4375 (585 amino acids)
Source: RefSeq, a predicted model, not a curated record